Aspergillus melleus is the source of this 228-nucleotide messenger RNA. RefSeq lists its product as uncharacterized. NCBI's taxonomy places the organism in Eukaryota, Fungi, Ascomycota, Eurotiomycetes, Eurotiales, Aspergillaceae. The record is from RefSeq and is a predicted model, not a curated record. The coding region runs from base 1 to 228 and encodes 75 amino acids. The transcript is spliced from 2 exons.
AUGCCCGACCAAUCGCAAGAGCCCCACCGAAGCUUCAUGGAUAGAAUGUUCCAUCACCACCAAGACCGGCAGAACGAGGGAAGACAGCAGCAACAGCCGCAGCAACCAGGCCAAAGCCAGACGCAGGACCCGGAGAAGAAAGAAAGUGAAGUGGACAAGUUUAAGGAUUACAUUGAAGAAGACGAAGAAUUGGAGCGGGAGCAAGGAUCUUAUGGAGGAUUAAUGUAA